Molecule: messenger RNA, 2394 nt
Organism: Musa acuminata AAA Group (dessert banana)
Lineage: Eukaryota; Viridiplantae; Streptophyta; Magnoliopsida; Zingiberales; Musaceae
Product: amidase 1-like
Exons: 8
Coding region: 87-1163 (358 amino acids)
Source: RefSeq, a predicted model, not a curated record
GAGGGAGAGCGAAGGUGGAUAAGGGGCGCGAGCGGCCGAAGGCAUCAAAUAAGCCAAGCGAGAAGGGGCGAGGGAAGUGCGCGGUCAUGGCACUCAAACCGAGCCUCGAUGCCUACGCCGCGUUCAUCCACAGGCUCCACCUCCGCCCUCCGCCUCCCCGCUCCCCCGACCUACCCCCUCCCCCUCUCCACGGCCUCACCUUUGCCGUCAAAGACAUAUUCGACAUCAGUGGCUGCGUCACCGGGUUCGGCAACCCGGACUGGGCGACGACGCACGAGGCAGCGUCGUCCACAUCUCCCGUUGUUCUCGCUGCUAUCGGAGCUGGCGCCACAUGCGUGGGCAAAACUGUCAUGGACGAGAUGGCAUACAGCAUCAAUGGUGAGAACUAUCAUUAUGGCACACCCACUAAUCCGUGUGCUCCUGAUCGAGUCCCUGGAGGAUCGUCCAGUGGAUCUGCUGUAGCAGUUGCUGCAAAUCUCGCUGACUUUGCUCUAGGUACGGAUACUGGUGGAAGUGUCAGAGUGCCUGCUGCUUACUGUGGAAUUUUUGGUUUCCGGCCUUCACAUGGCAUUAUAUCUGCAACAGGUGUCAUUCCAAUGGCUCAGAGCUUUGACACUGUUGGAUGGUUUGCUAGAGACCCUAUUACCUUGACACGAGUAGGCCAGGUUCUGUUGCAGUCAUCUAGUGAUGCUACCAUGCCACCCAAGCGUUUUGUUAUUCCUGAAGAUUGCUUCCAGUAUUUGAGUUCUCCCAGUGACCAAAUCUCUCAAAUCCUGAAAAAGUCUGUAGAGAAGGUAUUUGGAUGUAGUAUAUUACACCAUGAAAAUCUUGGCGACCAUAUUUACCACAAUGUUCCAAGCUUGCAAAACUUUAUAAGUAGCUUCUCCGGAGAUCAAGCAUCUACAAUGCCAGUUCUUGCAGCUCUCUCACAUGCCAUGCGGUUGCUUCAAAGGUUCGAGUUUAAAACCAAUCAUGGAGAUUGGUUGAUUUCCACAAAACCUACUCUAGGUCCUGGAAUGUUUGAAAGAGUAUCAGAAGUUCUAAAUUCAACAUAUGAGGACUUGGAGUACUGUUAUCCAGUGAGGGCUGAGCUUCAAGCAUUCCUGUCUACUCUUUUGCAGUUCCAUGAACAGGAGCACCACAAACAUAUAUUGGGGAACUGACUGAAACAAAACACCACAUGGUAAGACUAUAUGUUGGGUGUAACUUUGAGCUCAGAUACAUGGAUGGAAGGAAAGCAAGGUGUUCUACAGAAACAAGGUUGGGAUGAUUUGUCAUUGUCUGUGAUGGAAUCAAGUCCAAAGGAGAAGCAUAUACCAAGAAUAACAUGUGUAAUUUAUAUUUGAAUGCUCUCUGCUUUUAAAUACAACUCAGCCUUCUAACCUCCAACAAUGUCUAGAUGCCCUUUAUAUAUGACCCUGUAUUUGUUAAGAGAAAUGGAAAAAAUAUUGAGAAGCAAAGAACCCUCUUGGUUGGUCAUUUAUAAACCAAUGUGGAAGUAUGGAACAAUGUUUAGUUUUUUUUUAUUUUGUUAAUAAUCCAUUUGAAAAUAAGCCAUUAGAGUAACCCUCAAUAAUCAAUCUAUUGUAAUUCCUAUUUCUUUUCAGUUUAAGGCUUGUCUAGUGGAUUCAGAAACCAAGAAAUUCAUGCAAAUUAUUAAUGUCAUUCUCUUUAGGAACUAUGGCUAGUCCAAAUUAUCAGCAUUACUUCUUAGAACUAUCUCCUUUUCAACUCUAGAAUUUUAUAUUUCAUGAACUAAGGGUGUGGAUCAAACUUCAUGUGGAGAUGGAAGCGGCUUACCAUUCUAGUUACCUUCCCUUUCUUUUCAGUUCAAGGCUUGUCUAGUGGAUUUGGAAACCAAGAAACUCAUGCAAAUUAUUAGCAUCACACUUUCAGGAAGUAUCACUAGAGCAAAUUAUUAGCAUUACUUCUUGGGAACACCUACAUUUUAAUUGUAGAAUCUUUUAUUCAAUGACUAAGGAUAUGGAUCAAACUUCAUGUGGAGAUGGAAGCUGCUUACCAUUCUGGUGACUUUCUGUUUCUUUUCAGUUUAAGGCUUGUCUAGCGGAUUUGGAAACCAAGUAACUCAUGCAAAUUAUUAACAUCACUCUUUUAAGGAGUAUCACUAGUGCAAAGUAUUAGCAUUACUUCUUAGCAACAUCUCCUUUUUAACUACGGAAUCUUUUAUUUCAUGAAUUAAGGAUAUGAAUCAAACUUCAUGUGGAGAUGGAAGCUGCUUGCCAUUCUGGUGACUUUUAGUAAACCCUUGUGUUUAUUUGUGAUGAUUCUUUCUUUCACAAUGAAAGAACAUUAGGAAAUUUUCCUUCUUUCAUUUUUAAUUUGAAAAUUCAUUUAAGCUGGAAGCUCCAUAUCCUCUCUUCUUAUUUUUGAAAA